CAUAAACCCUUCUUUCACUCACUUUCAUCUUCCAUUCCAAAAGGGUUUUUCAUUUCAUUUCACUUUCCACUCUCUCUUAAAAGAUAACGUUAAACACCUCACUCAUUCAACAAUGGCUCCUGUGCUUAGCAGAAGCUUAGCUGCCACUGCCUCCCUCACUUCCCUCCCUUCUUCCUCCUCCUUUUCACUCUCCAGACCUUCUUCCACCCUCAGAAGCGCUUUUCUCCCACCGCAACCUCGCAGAAAUCGCUUUUCUUCCACCGGUUUGAAGUGUAAACACCAUGACAGAAGACGAACCGGCAGACUUUCUGUCCGUUGUGAGGCUGCUGUUGCGGAGAAAGAAGAGGCCAGUGGCGAGAAGUUUGAGUAUCAAGCCGAGGUAAGCCGAUUGAUGGAUUUGAUUGUUCACAGUCUGUAUAGUCACAAGGAAGUUUUUCUCAGAGAACUUGUGAGUAAUGCUAGUGAUGCUUUGGACAAAUUGAGGUUUUUAAGUGUGACGGAGCCUUCUUUGCUUGGAGAGUCUGGAGAACUAGAGAUUCGCAUCAAGCCCGAUCCAGACAAUGGAACUAUUACUAUAACCGAUUCUGGUAUUGGAAUGACCAAAGAAGAGCUCAUUGAUUGUCUUGGAACUAUUGCUCAGAGUGGUACCUCAAAGUUUCUGAAGGCACUUAAGGAAAACAAGGAUUUAGGAGCAGAUAAUGGUUUGAUUGGUCAAUUUGGUGUUGGAUUCUACUCUGCAUUUCUUGUUGCUGACAGGGUUGUUGUUUCUACAAAGAGCCCUAGAUCAGAUAAGCAAUAUGUAUGGGAAGCUUUAGCUGAUAGCAGCUCUUAUGUGAUAAGGGAAGAAACUGAUCCUGAAAAGCUUCUACAUCGUGGUACACAGAUUACACUUCACUUGAGACCGGAUGAUAAGUAUGAAUUCUCAGAGCCAACCAAAAUUCAGGGUUUGGUGAAGAACUACUCACAGUUUGUGUCCUUCCCCAUCUUUACAUGGCAAGAAAAAUCUAGAACUGUUGAGGUGGAAGAGGAAGAAGAACCUAAAGAAGGGGAAGAACCGAAAGCAGAGGGCGAUACUAACAAGACAAAAAAGACUAAAACUGAGAAGUAUUGGGACUGGGAACUAGCCAACGAGACAAAGCCAAUAUGGAUGCGGAAUUCAAAGGAUACUCCAAGGGAAGAGUACAAUGAGUUUUACAAAAAGACUUUUAGUGAAUUCUUGGAACCAGUUGCUUAUACCCACUUUACUACUGAGGGUGAGGUUGAGUUCAGAAGCAUUCUAUAUAUUCCAAGUAUGGGACCUCUCAACAAUGAAGAAGUAGUGAACCCUAAAACAAAGAACAUACGCCUGUAUGUAAAGCGUGUGUUCAUCUCAGAUGAUUUUGAUGGUGAACUGUUUCCACGUUACUUGAGCUUUGUGAAGGGUGUGGUUGAUUCGAAUGACCUUCCUCUGAAUGUUUCUCGGGAGAUCCUUCAAGAAAGCAGAAUUGUAAGGAUAAUGAGAAAGAGACUUGUCAGGAAGACAUUUGAUAUGAUUCAAGAUCUUGCUGAAGGUGAAAAUAAGGAGGAUUACAAGAAAUUCUGGGAGAACUUUGGUAGGUUUAUUAAGUUGGGAUGCAUUGAGGACAGUGGAAAUCAUAAGCGCAUAACACCACUGUUAAGAUUUUACACUUCCAAAAGUGAGGAGGAACUUAAAAGCCUAGAUGAGUAUGUUGAAAACAUGGGUGAAAAUCAAAAUGCCAUCUAUUACCUAGCAACUGACAGCUUGAAAAGUGCAAAGACUGCUCCAUUUUUAGAGAAGUUGGUUCAGAAAGAUAUUGAGGUUCUUUAUUUGGUUGAUCCUAUAGACGAGGUUGCCAUUCAGAACCUACAGACAUACAAAGAAAAGAAAUUUGUUGAUAUCAGCAAGGAAGAUUUGGAAUUAGGUGACGAGGAUGAGGUCAAAGAGAGGGAAACCAAGCAAGAAUACAAUCUACUUUGUGAUUGGAUAAAACAACAGCUCGGUGAUAAUGUGGCUAAAGUUCAAGUCUCUAAGCGUUUGAGCUCAUCUCCCUGUGUGCUUGUAUCUGGAAAGUUUGGUUGGUCUGCAAAUAUGGAAAGAUUAAUGAAGGCACAGGCUCUUGGAGACCAGGCAAGUUUGGAGUUUAUGAGAGGGAGGAGAAUAUUGGAGAUUAAUCCAGAUCAUCCCAUCAUCAAAGAUUUAAGUGCUGCCUGCAAGAAUGCUCCCGACAGCAGUGAAGCAAAGAGAGCUGUUGAGCUCUUAUACGAUACAGCACAAAUUUCUAGUGGAUUUUCUCCUGAGAGCCCUGCUGAGUUAGGAAAUAAGAUUUAUGGAAUGAUGGCGUUGGCCUUGGGAGGAAGAUGGGGUAGAACCGAAGAAGAGGGAGAUGCACCAGCAGAGGCUGAUUCAAAUGAAAGUGAAAGUACAGAGGCUGAAGUUUUUGAACCUUCUGAAGUCAUAGCAGAAAAUGAUCCUUGGACAACAGAUUAGGUGUCUUCCCUUCAGCCCUCAAAUAGCAUAAAUUAGUUAUUAUUUUUGGCAAUAUAGUGAGUGAUGCAUACUGAGGCAGUAGGUAAGGAGGGAGGGAGAGACCUUAAUUUUCACAUGGAUUCUUAAUGCUGAAAGGAAAAUUGUUAUAUCUCAUGUGUAACAAUAUGCCAUGAAGGAGCAAAUUCUGUGGGGCCUUUCCCAAUAAAAUUGUGAUCCAGUAUCUCUGGUUUUUAACAUUUUUGUUCCUUGAUGUAUUAUUCCAUUCCAUCAUUCUUUAAGGAGUAGAAUGUUUACUGAAAUGUAAUGAAUUUUGUUAGUAUUUUAUAA
Messenger RNA from Medicago truncatula (barrel medic), 2815 nucleotides. Its product is annotated as heat shock protein 90-5, chloroplastic. NCBI's taxonomy places the organism in Eukaryota, Viridiplantae, Streptophyta, Magnoliopsida, Fabales, Fabaceae. Gene Ontology annotation, biological process: protein folding. The record is from RefSeq and is a predicted model, not a curated record. Gene Ontology annotation, molecular function: ATP binding; ATP hydrolysis activity; ATP-dependent protein folding chaperone. The transcript has 19 exons. Bases 113 to 2488 code for a protein of 791 amino acids.